Messenger RNA from Gallus gallus (chicken), 1137 nucleotides. RefSeq names its product kyphoscoliosis peptidase-like. The record is from RefSeq and is a predicted model, not a curated record. The transcript has 4 exons. NCBI's taxonomy places the organism in Eukaryota, Metazoa, Chordata, Aves, Galliformes, Phasianidae. The coding region runs from base 20 to 625 and encodes 201 amino acids.
GAAAUCGGGGCACACCAGGAUGUCAGUCCAGGCCAUCGUUCCUCUGAUCACUGCCAAAUCCCAGAGCAAACUGGAGAUGGUGCGGGCCAUAUGGUUCUGGCUUUGCCAUAACAUUGAAUAUGAUGUGGAUGGCUUCCUUGGGCUCUCUGAGAAGAUCCACAUGCCAGAGCAGGUCCUGCAGACAGGGAGAGCUGUGUGUUCUGGCUAUGCUCAUUUAUGCUGCGAAAUGUGCAGGGAGGCAGGUCUGAGCAGCGUGGAGAUCCCAGGGUUCAGCCGAGGACCGUGUGCCCGUGGAGGUCGGCAGUGCCAGCAGCAGAAGAGCAGCCACAUGUGGAACGCAGUGCAGCUGGAAGGACAGUGGUGGUUCCUGGAUGCCUGCUGGGGCGCGGGCACUGUGGACACAGAGAGCAGGUUGUUCGUGCCCAGGCAUGAUGAUUUCUUCUUCCUCACCGACCCUGAGCACUUCAUUGAGACCCACUGGCCAGAGGACCCCGCGUGGCAGCUCCUGCAGCCCUCCAUCUCACGGGAGGACUUUGAGCAGAGAGUGUUUAAAACUUCAGAAUUUUUCAGACUUCAGCUCUGCCUCCUUUCUCCAAACACUUCCCUCCUCAGAACAGGUAAAUAGAAAGCAAGGGGUAAAUCCAAGUAAUAUAAAACCUAGCUUGCGUUUAACAAGUCCAAAUUGAGGAUGUUUCUCAUUAAAAAAUGGACCAUCUGUUGAUCUUUGAGGUCCCUUCCAAUCCAAGCCAUUCUAUGAUCUGUCUAUUUUUAAGCACAUGUUUAACAUCCAGUAGAGCAGAGGAACAUAUUUAAGCAAUUUCUGGAGUCGUGGCCAUUGUGAUCCUGUGAUUAGUAGACUGGGAAUUAGGAUUCAUAAAUCAUAGCUAAUGGAGCCAAAUCACUUAGGCCCUUUUGUGCAUGGCUUUUCCCCUCUAAAUUCGCCAACAGUAGCAAAAUAGUUUCACGAUACCUGAGACACAAUCCUCAUUGUGUUCACCAGAUGGGGAGGGACACUCCCAGACAAAACACGGCCUGAAACAGUCACGUCCCACAUUCUGAAAGGGAGGUGGAGUUGUUUUUCCCUGAUGGUAGUUUUCUGAUGAUCUUUCAGGUCAGAUGCAUCGUGAUUGAUAUAUG